Venturia canescens is the source of this 2156-nucleotide messenger RNA. It is a transcript of the gene morgue, whose product is annotated as modifier of rpr and grim, ubiquitously expressed. The transcript has 5 exons. Gene Ontology annotation, molecular function: protein binding. The record is from RefSeq and is a predicted model, not a curated record. Bases 239 to 1861 code for a protein of 540 amino acids. Lineage: Eukaryota; Metazoa; Arthropoda; Insecta; Hymenoptera; Ichneumonidae.
UCUUUGCUUUCUCUUCUCCUAGAAGCUAUAAGAUCGAAGACACAUAGACACAAUCACAAUAACAUAAUUUUCCUACGCAACUACUGAUAGCGACUGUGACAACUGAUAAUUCAUUCGUUCUUACAUCCCUGUCAAAAACACUUUGAAAAACUGUGUACCACUUCAUGGAAAGCUCCAAUUAACAAGCACUGAAAAACAUAAAAAAUUGAAAACAAACAGGACGUACUGUACAGUCAAUAUGGCCGGUGAUAAACACGGUGACAAAUCGAACAAUCGUGAAAAAAGUAAUGAUAAUAUCGAGUGUCACUUGAAUUUGAGUCUCGAUGAAGCUUUCUCCGAUAACAUUGAGUUUACUUCUUGUCCUGAAUUUCAAUUCGCCACAUUGACUUGCUAUAUCUGUAAUGGCUACUAUGGGCCUUGUUUUGAAGAGCCCGUCUGUGCAACAUGCCAUGCAUUUUUGUUUCCGGAUGACAUUGGCUUACGUCAAGCUCCAAUAUUCAGUGAAAAAACAGAUGAUGAAGAUUCAGGAAAUGAUGAGCCAACAGACUUGUAUUACAACGCGGAGAGGCGAGUAAGCCAACAAUCACGGAGUUCAAAUCCUCAAAAUGUAAUUCCUGUUAUUCCGAGUCCGCCGAGAAUAGCGAACGAGUAUAAAAAUAUACCGAAUAAUCUUCCUUUACCAGCGAGCAAUGUUACACAAGGACAGAGUCAGAAUGCUAUUGGCAACAACGCCAAGAUUUAUUCAUGGGCUUCAACCAGUUGUCCGACGUCGCAGAGCAACAAUUCGAGCGGUUCAAAUUCGAGUCAGUCGAUUUCAUUGGCGAAUCUUCGAAUCGCCGAGCCGCUGGUGAAUACGCGGCUCCAAACGUCGCCAGAUCCGAACGACGAGACAGAUGAAAAUUUGCCCAAUUUGGACGACGUCGUAACGCCGGACGAAAAUUUACCUGAUCACGUGUCCCGUAGUAACGAUCCUCAAUUGCCGUGGAUUUAUCGAGCUUACGGGGAAGUUGGAGAAUCUUCCAGGCCUCAAAAUUUGGCUGAACGCGUUGAAAUGCUGACCAAUCACAAGCACAACGAACACGAGCCGAUUAACGAACCAGGACUCGUUGAAAGACUUCCGCCGGAAGUGUUACUCGCCGUUUUUUCCUAUCUCGACGACGUUAGUCUCUGGUCAGCUGCAAAUGUCUGCCGGCGGUGGUACGGCCUGUUACUAACUCAUGUACCUUCCCAACAAUGGCAACAACAUGUCAAGAUUCAUUGGCCUCUCUACAGACCUAUUGGCAAUGUUGACAAUUGGUUCAAAGUUUACGAUCGUCUGGCAUCUUCCGCACCAUGCAGAAUGUGCUUCAGUCUGAUGUGCUUGAGGGCUGAACCUUCCAGGAUGGAGGAAAACUCGUGGCGACGAAAUCGACUCAGAAGUGAACUUAAAAGCUUGCGGAUCGAUCCUCCUGAAGGAAUCGAAGCUACACCGCUCGACCAAAUGUGCUGCCAUUGGCAAGCCACCAUUACUGGGCCCAUCGGAAGCCCUUAUGAAGGCGGCCUCUUUUACUUGUAUUUACAAGUACCUUAUAGCUACCCCAUGUGUCCUCCAGUGGUGAAAUUUUUGACAAAGAUACUUCACCCGAAUGUUUCAAGGCACGGGGACGUAGGCAUUGACUCAAUUCAUCACAACUGGUCUCUGGCUCUAACAAUAUCAAAGGUAUUGAUAAGCGUCCAGAGUUUGCUGACGGAUCCUUACUGUCAAGUAUGCAUGGAGCCUGAACUCGGUGAAAUGUACAUGAACGAUCGGGAACGAUUUGAGGAGGUGGCGAGAGCCUGGACGUGGAAAUAUGCGAUGCACGAUGUGGUGACACCGACGUAGCGUAGACCAAUAUUUUUUAAUGCGCAGAUAGAGCUCAAGCAAGAAACAUUUAACUCCACCAUGAUCGAUCGAACGUCAAAUUGACGUAUCAAGCCCACUUGGACCGAGAUUCUACGAACUGGUUAUGUCAUUCAGAGAUAUAAAUGAAAAUGGACGUGAAAAAAAAGAUGUAAUAAUGAAGCGACAGGGUGAAUAUGUAGCUCCGGCAAUAUUGUCAGAGUGAAUUGUGAUCUAAUGAAGAAGCAAAGAAGUGAAUUGUCGCCGAGAGUGAAGAAUAAACGGAAUCAAUCUUGAA